Messenger RNA from Labeo rohita (rohu), 3208 nucleotides. It is a transcript of the gene spats2, whose product is annotated as spermatogenesis associated serine rich 2. Gene Ontology annotation, molecular function: protein binding. Lineage: Eukaryota; Metazoa; Chordata; Actinopteri; Cypriniformes; Cyprinidae. The coding region runs from base 772 to 2262 and encodes 496 amino acids. The record is from RefSeq and is a predicted model, not a curated record. The transcript is spliced from 13 exons. Gene Ontology annotation, cellular component: cytoplasm.
AACGCAGCUGCGCGCGUGAUGCGUCCGUGAUACGAACGCUAACAAAAACACAGCAGUCUGCGUGGUGAAACGGCGGCUCGAAAGAUGCUUUAAACCUUAUGCUUAGUGCAGCUGUUUGCAUCUGCGCGUCGUUGUGUGCGUGCUGCUUUUAGUUAGCAUACAUUAGCUCCGCGGCUAGCGGAGGCGUUGCUAAGAUACUGCCACAUAGCCAGCGCGCGCCGCAGUGUGAUUGAUAUUAGAAACGCUCGCCUCGGUAUUAUGAACUCAACUCGCUCAGGAGAGAGAGAGAGAGAGAGAGAGAGAGAGAGAAUCGUGGAUGUCCUAGCAUCAUCGCCGCACAAACGCACCCAGAUUUAUGAAUAAAAUCGCCACCGUUCACAGCAGUGAGGAAGCAACUGAUGAGUGUUUUGACAGCUGUCAAUCAUUCGAGGAGUCACGUGUGCAGUGCCACAUCAGCGCUCCUACUCCGGGAUUCGGUCCCGCUUCCUGUCGCGGCCGGUGGCCCACUUCCAGACGGGAACACAGCGGUGCUUUGUCCGGCUCCAGUUCAACCUCUUUUCUUCUUCUGCUGCUGCUGCUGCUGCUUCUCACCUUUUCAUCGCGCGCAGGUCGUGUUACGCGUCUUAUCGCCGCGGAACAGGCUGAGCAGGAACUGGGCGCUCGGAUGGAUCCGGUUCCGAUUCGCCCUUGCUGCUGGAAUAUUCCGAUUGCAUAACAGAGAUGCGAUCGUCGCGCGCCUCCUCUUUGAAUUGCGACUGACUGAAGAGAAGGAUGGCGAGGAAGAGCAGUUAUAAAGAUGUGUCAGGAGUGGUGUUCGACACGCACUCAAAAAUGGUCAUGUCUCAAGGAGGAACGUUUGAGAAGAUGAAGGAAAAGAUAAAUGCUGUGCGAGCUGUGGUUCCCAACAAGAGCAAUAACGAGAUCGCUCUGGUGCUGCAGCACUUCGAGAACAGCGUGGAUCGAGCAGUGCAGGCAUUUGUAGAAGGCGGGGCCGUGGAGAUCCUGAAGGAAUGGAAUGUCACUGGGAAAAAGAAGCCUAAGAAGAAAAAGAAGCCGAAAGCACAAAGUGAUGUUCCCGCAGACUCUGCUCCCGCUGAAUCAGUUCCGGAUUCCGAGUGUCAAGAAGCUGUUAAUGGUUUCCAUGCCAAUGGUUCGGCGGCAGCUGAUGCCGAUUCACUGGAUUCUCUGAGCGAGCAGCUGGACUCCGCCUCCCUGGACGCUGCUGAGCUGGAUUCGGAAAUUGCCACCCCUGAGGUUUCAGAGGCCGCAGGUGGAGGCGUGGCGUCCACGUCGAGCCCCGCCCCUCAGCCCAGUACCAAUAACAGCGUGCGACAGAACCAUCACAGAACCGGUAACAAGUCUCAAGCCAAGUCUGUUUCCAGCUCCCAUAAUCCCUCUGCGCCCAUUGUGUUUGACGACACGCAGCGAGGUCCUGCCGGCAGAAAGUUUGGGCCUAACGUGGAUCGCUCUGUGAAGGACCUGCAGCGAUGUGCGGCGUCACUGUCCCGCUACAGAGUCGUGGUGAGAGAUGAGAUGGACUCAUCCAUCAAGAGGAUGAAGCAGACGUUUGCAGAGCUGCAGAGCUGUCUCAUGGAUCGAGAGGUGGCGCUACUCGCUGAGAUGGACAAAGUCAAAGCAGAAGCCCUGGCGAUCCUGGACGGCCGUCAGAAGAAAGCAGAAGAGUUGAAGAGACUGGCUGACCAAUCAGCAUCACUGACAGAGGAGCAGCUCGCUGAACUACGGGCUGACAUCAAGCACUUUGUCAGUGAGCGCAAGUAUGAUGAGGAUCUUGGUAAAGCUGUGAAAUUCUCCCAUGAUCUGGAGCCCCUCAAGUGCAGCAUCAUGUCGUUUGGAUCAGUCUAUCAUCCUCAGACAAGCUACUCCAGCCGUUCCCGUUGUAGCUCCACCUCUUCCUCCGUCACAGGCUCCGUCCCUGCCAAAGCCCCGCCUCCCCCUGAGCUCCAGCAUCAGGCCUCCGCUUACACAGGCCGUCCCAGCGUGCCGCACAAACAGAUUUUCCAGGGCAACAGGCGCAUUGUUCACGGUUACCAGGGCAAUCAGCGGUAUAACGGAAACGCGCAUCCCGAGCGAAACCCCGGCCGAAGCGGCUACCGUUAUCAGGGAGAGCGCGGCCACCAGAGCGACCUCAACUCCCAGCCGAGCAACAGCGCGAGAGGCUCCUCGCACUCCUCAGGCUAUCGUUCCGAUCGAGCUGCCCACAACGGGCUUCCACAGAGGCAGCCGCGGACUCACGGGCCGUGACACCGCGCGCGCACACACACACACACACACACACACAGCUGUCCGAUGAAGAGAAAGUCAAGUUUACAUCAGUUGAGCUGCUCUUCACUCUUCUGUCUUACUCUUUUACACCCGUUUGUCACAUUAGCGUUCAGUGUUAGUCUCAGUAGUUCCUGUGGUGAGUGUUUGCUCGUGGGCUUCCUCUUUCAAAUGGUCGAGGAAAGCGAUUCUCGCUCGAUGAUCAACACUAAGACGGCAGGCACAAUUUGUUCUAGCGGGCCGCGAGUCGUUGGCGUUGCGUCCCUGUUCGGGUGCUAAAGCUCAAGUCUUCACGCUCACGAUAUACCUCACGCACGUCCGCUCUCACGGCCUCAUUUCACGCCGCGCCGUUCUUCCGCGCUCGCCGUCGGCUUCAUUUGGCCUUCCUGAAAGACUGCGUUUGCGUGCUGGGACGUCAGAUUGACGAACGUCUGUUCUGUGCGUUCGAUCAGGAAAGCUUUUCGUUUGCUGACUUCGAGUCUGUCUGCGCAUCUCUCUUUUGUUUCCGAAAGCUUCACGUCACGACGAUCAGCGCUCUUCUCGGCUCAAUCUUGUAUAUAUGUAAACUAUAUGUAUAAUGUUUUUGUAGCCUCCGGCCAUGUAUGUAGUGCGAUUUAUUAGUUCUCUGAUUCGAGCAACUUCUGUUCUUCCUCGUGUAUAAGAGAGAAAGAGAGAGACUGGUUUAUUUUUAUUUUUUUUUUUUCCCAAAAUGAUCUGAGACCGCUGUAAUCAAGUGCCUUCAGUCAUGCGCUUUCACCGUCUUGUUCCUUCUGCUCCGGUUCGGACCAAAGACAUCAGAUGCUGUCGCCUGCUCCUGUCAUGCGAACUGCACUUGCAAACACUCAUUGUCUUUCUCGCUAUUUGGCCUACGUGCUUUUCCUUUAUUAUAAAUAAAGAAGGAUUGGUAGCAAAUGCUCAAACUGUUUGC